GAGAUCUGGUCACACAGCAACAAAAACGAUACUGGAGAGUGGCCCGGGUUUGUGGAAAACAAAACAAAAUAUACAAUUUGAUCGUACCAUGCAUACCGUGUACGCACUGCUUAAGAACAAGCUGAGCGAUGUGCAUCCGCUGCACAACAUCGAUCUGGAAAGGGAUGUGGCGUAUUUGAAGGAGCUUGUGACCAAGGAGCUGCAAUUGCAGUUCGACGCCAAUGAAUUGGAGAUCAUUCAUCACGGAAAGGUGCUGGAGGAUGCGGACACCCUCAGCCGUUCGCUACAGCCCAAUGCUGUGAUUCAUUGCUUUCGAAAGACCAAGCGAUAUACCCCGUAUGUGCCACCAGUGAGUUCCGAAAUCAACACAAAGCACAUCCAGGAGCUGUUCUCGCUGACGUCGCACCUUCAGAUUAGCGUCACUUCGCGUUUCAACAUCCUACAAAAGAUUCUGGCGGAGUAUCCGGAAUUCAGGCGCAAUUUGGGAGCCCAAGCUUUGAUCAGGGAUUCGGUGCUUUUUAAUAUGCUGCACGAGCCAGAGGUGGUCCAGAAUCUGGUCCGCGACUAUCCGCUCAUCUGUGAGGCUGCCCCAUAUAUUGUAGAUACCAUUCGCAAGGAAUUGGCCAGGAACAGCUCAGCCACGCAGUUCCAAGAACAAGCUGCCUCAGAAUCAACAACUUCAUCGGAGGAGGAAAACUCGCUCGGGGCCGGAAGCAGUAGCAGCGGCGGCAGUGGCGGUACCGCUGUGGCAGCAGCUGCGGCUGCCAACCGACGUGAUGAGAUGGCCAACAUCCGACAAAUUAGUCGCCAACAGCUGGCGAAUGCCUUAGCUAAUGUGACCUCGUUUAAUUCUCUGUCUAAUAUUGCCCAACGAAAUGCUGAUGAGGCCCUGCAUGGCGAUGAGAGACCAAGGACCAGUUCUUCGGCGCCACUGGUCGGUUCUGUUCCAGGAGCCGGGGCCGGAAGUAGCAGCGGAGCCACUGGCACUAGUUCCAUCACCUCGGAGCUGUUUCGCAAUGAGCUGGCCCGUGCGUUUCAGUCUCUAUCGCAACAGCAACCAGCGGUAGAAAAUAUGGAGGUUGAGGCUGGUGGAGGAGCAGCCGCCGCUGCAGUAACACCUUCCGACGCUGUGGAUGACGAUGAUGAUGGUGAUGGGGGAGACGACAGCGAUGUGUUGCCACGCUGCUAUCGCCGCCAUCGCUUUACCGAACAACUGCGCACGAUGGCCGCCAUGGGCUUCAUCAAUCACACCCAGAACGUCAACUAUCUCACCUUGGCAGAUGGGAACGUUGAGCACGCCAUCAACCUACUAAUGCUGGGGAUGAACUGAAGAGGGGUCCUGAACCUGGACUGGGAUCGGGAACAGCUAACCAACUGAACUGUGCUUAUUAUACGGACUUAUAUAUUUAUUCUGCUGCUGCUGCGUUUGAGGAUUCUGAAGCAUUCAACUCCCAACAUAAGCAAGGAAUAUCUCACGAGAACUUAUAAUUAUAAUUAAAAAAUACGUUUAGAGGA
Molecule: messenger RNA, 1515 nt
Organism: Drosophila serrata
Lineage: Eukaryota; Metazoa; Arthropoda; Insecta; Diptera; Drosophilidae
Biological process (GO): ubiquitin-dependent protein catabolic process
Cellular component (GO): cytosol
Molecular function (GO): polyubiquitin modification-dependent protein binding
Source: RefSeq, a predicted model, not a curated record